Messenger RNA from Cyclopterus lumpus (lumpfish), 3234 nucleotides. It is a transcript of the gene aldh1l1, whose product is annotated as aldehyde dehydrogenase 1 family, member L1. Gene Ontology annotation, molecular function: aldehyde dehydrogenase (NAD+) activity; formyltetrahydrofolate dehydrogenase activity. The coding region runs from base 91 to 2799 and encodes 902 amino acids. The record is from RefSeq and is a predicted model, not a curated record. NCBI's taxonomy places the organism in Eukaryota, Metazoa, Chordata, Actinopteri, Perciformes, Cyclopteridae. Gene Ontology annotation, biological process: biosynthetic process; 10-formyltetrahydrofolate catabolic process; one-carbon metabolic process. The transcript has 23 exons. Gene Ontology annotation, cellular component: cytoplasm.
GCUGGUGGCACUGCCCCCUGUCAGAUCACUCUUUCCAGGCAAGCAGAGGAAGUCUGGGUCUGCAGGCGGGGAACACAGUGAGGCGUGAGGAUGAAGAUUGCAGUGAUCGGACAGAGUCUGUUCGGCCAGGAGGUUUACAAGCAGCUGAGGAAGGACGGCCACACCAUCGUAGGAGUCUUCACCAUCCCUGAUAAAGAUGGCAAGGCUGAUCCACUGGCAACUGAGGCGGAGAAGGACGGUGUCGCCGUCUUCAAGUUCCCCCGCUGGCGUGUGAAGGGCCAGGCCAUCCCGGAGGUGGUGGCUCAGUACGAGGCCACUGGCGCCGAGCUUAACGUCCUGCCCUUCUGUUCCCAGUUCAUCCCCAUGGAGGUCAUUGACCGGCCCAAGCACGGCUCCAUCAUCUACCACCCCUCCCUGCUGCCUCGGCACAGGGGGGCCUCAGCGAUCAACUGGACGCUGAUCCAUGGUGACAAAAGGGGCGGGUUCACAGUGUUCUGGGCCGAUGAUGGACUGGACACUGGACCAAUCCUGCUGCAGAGGGAGUGUGAUGUUGAAUGCGAUGACACCGUCAACACAAUCUACAAGAGAUUUCUCUUCCCAGAGGGGGUCAAAGGCACAGUGGAUGCAGUGAGGCUGAUCGCAGAAGGGAAGGCCCCGAGAAUCACCCAGCCACAAGAGGGAGCCACAUAUGAGUGCAUUCAGAAGAAAGACAAUGCUAAGAUUGACUGGAACCAGUCUGCUGAGGUUCUGCACAACUGGAUCCGAGGAAACGACAAAGUGCCUGGUGCCUGGGCAGAGGUUGAUGGACAGAAAGUGACUUUCUACGGCUCCACUCUAGUGGAUAACGGCACCGCGGCUAAUGGUCAGCCCCUGGAGAUCCCCGGAGCCAGCCUCCCCGGCAUCGUCACCAAGGCAGGCCUGGUGCUGUUUGGCAACGACGGCAAGCCGCUGUUGGUGAAGAACCUUCAGUUUGAGGAUGGGAAGAUGAUCGCUGCGGCGCAGUACUUCCGCUCGGGGAGCAGUGCUGCCGUGGAGCUCACGGAGGAGGAGAGGACCUUCGCUGAGCAGAUGAGGGCGGUGUGGCAGAGCAUUCUGAGUAAUGUCAGUCACAUUGAAGACUCCACUGAUUUCUUCAAGUCCGGCGCUGCUUCCAUGGACGUGGUCAGGCUUGUGGAGGAGGUGAAGCUGCGGGCUGGUAGCUGCCAGCUGCAGAACGAGGACGUUUACAUGAACUGCACCUUCCGGGAUUUCAUCCAGAUGUGCGUGAGGAAACUGCGAGGGGAGGACGACGAGGAGGAACUGAUCGUAGACUAUGUGGAGAAGAACACCAACAACAUGACCAUAAAGAUGCCUCACCAGCUGUUCAUUAAUGGAGAGUUUGUCGACGCAGAGGGAGGGAAGACGUACAAGACCAUCAACCCCACGGACGGCACGGCCAUCUGUGACGUGUCCCUGGCCCAGAUAAGUGACGUGGACAAGGCAGUGGCUGCUGCCAAGGAGGCCUUUGAAGAAGGAGAGUGGGGCAGAAUGAACCCCAGAGACAGAGGCCGACUCAUCUACAAGCUGGCUGACCUGAUGGAGGAGCACCAGGAGGAGCUGGCCACCAUCGAAGCGAUCGACUCUGGUGCUGUUUACACCCUGGCCCUGAAGACUCACGUGGGCAUGUCCAUUCAGACCUUCCGCUACUUCGCUGGCUGGUGUGACAAGAUCCAAGGCAGCACCAUUCCCAUCAACCAGGCCAGGCCCAAUCGUAACCUCACCUUCACCAAGAAGGAGCCAAUAGGAGUUUGUGCCAUCGUGAUUCCCUGGAACUACCCGCUGAUGAUGCUGGCGUGGAAGACAGCGGCCUGCCUGUCGGCCGGAAACACCAUGGUCCUCAAACCCGCUCAGGUGACUCCACUGACAGCACUAAAGUUUGCAGAGUUGGCGGCGAGGGCGGGAUUGCCCAAAGGAGUGAUUAACAUUCUGCCUGGAUCAGGUGCUCUAGUGGGUCAGCGCAUGUCCGACCACCCUGACGUCCGUAAACUGGGCUUCACAGGAUCCACUGAAAUUGGUAAACACAUCAUGAAGAGCUGCGCAGUCAGCAACGUGAAGAAAGUUUCUCUGGAGCUGGGAGGGAAAUCCCCUCUGAUCAUCUUCGCUGACUGUGACAUGGACAAGGCCGUGCGCAUGGGCAUGAGCUCAGUGUUCUUCAACAAGGGAGAGAACUGCAUCGCGGCUGGCAGGCUGUUUGUGGAAGAAACCAUCCAUGACCAGUUUGUGAAAAAAGUGGUUGAUGAGAUCAAGAAGAUGAAGAUCGGUGAUCCGCUGGACCGCUCCACUGACCACGGCCCUCAGAACCACAAAGCCCACCUGGACAAACUGGUGGAGUACUGUCAGACCGGCAUCAAGGAGGGGGCCACUCUGGUCUGUGGCGGCAAACAGGUGCAGCGGCCAGGUUUUUUCUUUGAGCCCACGGUGUUUUCUGAUGUCCAGGACCACAUGUAUAUCGCUAUCGAGGAGUCGUUCGGCCCCGUUAUGAUCCUCUCCACGUUCAAGAGCGGUGAGGUGGACGAUGUCCUGAGAAGGGCCAACGCGACAGAGUACGGCCUUGCGUCUGGCGUUUUCACGCGGGACAUCAGCAAAGCUCUGUACGUCAGUGAAAAGCUCAACGCCGGCACGGUUUUUGUCAACACCUACAACAAGACUGAUGUGGCCUCGCCUUUCGGAGGCUUCAAACAGUCUGGCUUUGGCAAAGACUUGGGACAAGAGGCUCUCAACGAAUACCUGAAGACGAAGGCAGUCACCAUUGAGUAUUAGGUCAAAUCACAGGAGGAAGAGGCGGCGAGGCGGCGAGGCGGCAGCUUCCUGCUGCCUGAGGCAAAGGCAUGUGUGGACACUGACCGAGCGGAGACAUGCAGCGGGAUGGAUAGGGUCAUGUGGAUGAUAGAGUGACCUCAGACCUUUUUAGUUUCUCACUAGUGACGACUGACUAAUAAAACUGUAUGUGCCUUAACAUGUUAAAUUUGUCUUCACGCCGAGCCAUGCUGUAGAAAGUAUUGGCCGGAACUAUGCAAAUCGAAUGAAGAAGUGACCUCUAAGGCUGUUUUGUAAUCAAUGUGAUUGAGUUACCAACAUUUUUUCACAGAUUGCAUUCAUUUCUAAUAUGGCUUACAUUAGGUCAGAAAAGUCUACAAAUUUAGCAUUUCUAAUAAGAAUGUUUUUGGUUAUCAAUGAAAACUGCUGAGCACCAUC